Molecule: messenger RNA, 742 nt
Organism: Prunus avium (sweet cherry)
Lineage: Eukaryota; Viridiplantae; Streptophyta; Magnoliopsida; Rosales; Rosaceae
Source: RefSeq, a predicted model, not a curated record
GAAAACAAAUUAGCACAGUUCUUAAACCGAGCUGAGCUUUUUUUGGCUGAUUGGCUCUCUUCUUCUUUCUCUCGCCGUUGGCUCUGUCAAUCGUCUACUUCCACCAGAUCUUCAUGCUCUCUUCUUCACCUCACCAAGCCACUUCAACCAGAUCUUAAAAGAUAAUUUCUUUGUUAAUUUCCAGUUUAUGAAAUGGGAGAACCACAAAUGGGAGAUCUACCCACAUCAAAUCCUGUUAUUGAACUAGAAGGGGAUGAAUUUUGGCCACUUUCUGGGAAACCCUUUUUUGAUGUGGUUCUGACAAAAACAACUAUCAAACCCAAGUACCAACUGGUGGUCCCAGGCAAAUUUAGUGCAACACUACCUUCCUGUUCAAUCCCUACAGUUCUCACAUUUCGGGGCAAGAACUGGGAGAUGAUAUAUCAUGGAUCAUCCAUUUAUAAAAGGCUUGAUAACUGGAAAGCGUUUGCCAUUGACAACAAUUUGAAGGUUGGAGAUGCAUGUGUUUUUGAACAACUCGAGUGCAGUAGUAUGAGGCUAGUAUUUAGAGUCCAAAUUCUCAGAGGUGACAUCCCAUCUAAAUUUCUAGACAAGCUCGAUGGUGAUAAUGUAGAUGCACCAGUUGUUCUCGAAUAGUAUAUGUCGUAUUGUUUUUUACUAGAUGUUAUCAAUUUCCCGAAUGAGAUUACUUUCGGGAGCUAAUAUGAUUUGAAUUUGAUGGAACUCUAGCAUAGACUAUUAA